Molecule: messenger RNA, 4499 nt
Organism: Prinia subflava (tawny-flanked prinia)
Lineage: Eukaryota; Metazoa; Chordata; Aves; Passeriformes; Cisticolidae
Gene: TMPRSS6
Product: transmembrane serine protease 6
Exons: 17
Coding region: 1237-3624 (795 amino acids)
Biological process (GO): proteolysis
Molecular function (GO): serine-type endopeptidase activity; protein binding
Source: RefSeq, a predicted model, not a curated record
UGUACCUCCUGCCUCUCUGGAAGGGUGUGUUGGAACAAGUGGAUGUGUGACUGCUUGUCCAGGUGUGGAUGUUCACCAGGCUGAGUUUAGUGUUCUGGAGUGAGUUACCUGGUGCUUACAUUCUGGAAAUGUGUUUCCAUGUUGCAAGGCAGCCUGGAGGGCUUGGGGCUCCGUAACUGGGGGAGGAGGCUGAAAAGCCCACUCACCCUUAUCAAGUGAUGCUCAGUGGCAUCCACAUGGGCUAAAAAAUGCAUGAGGCCAGCCACCUCUUCCCUCAGCUGUAGCAAGUCCCUCUCAUGCACUCCUCUCCCCAUGUUCACAUGCACCACUGGGAACAAAGACGACACACAGACACAGAGGCAGGACACAAGCAUUCCACAAGACCUCUGUGUUCUCCCAUGCUGAUGCAUUCACAUCCAUUUCCUCUCCAACUGCAGAAACACAGAAAACCUUUGAGGGCAGGCAUGCACUACAUGGUGGCAGAGGAAGGGAGGAGGAAAGUGGGUGACAAAACCAGUAUUAAUGUGGCUCUCUUGCGUGAUGGUAUUUCUUACCCUCAGAGCGUGGGGCUGACAGAAGGGAAGCAGUCAGGAAGAAGCAAAAGCAGCGGCUUGGGGGAGAUGAGAGGCAAAGGAAGACAGAAGGUGUCCCCUGGCACAAGCAGGUGGUGAUGAAGGGCUGAACAUUAUUCAGGUGCUCUCUGCUCAUUAGCUCAGCUGUUGAGCCAGUGCCAGCAUUGGCUUUGCCUGGGAACACACGGCCUGGUGGGAAUGGCAAAGUUUGUUUACUUUUAGGGAUCAAGAUAAAAAUGGCACAGCAGGCAAAGUGUAACUUCAGGUUCCCAGGCAGUGGCUGCUUUGUGCAACUUCUGCUCACAUUUGAGAUCACUGCAUUGAUUUCUAGAUCAAUAAAACACCACUUUUAAGACAAUUCCCAGCCUGGGAGGACCACACUUUGGUAUUCAGAGAAAUUAAUUAUUGUACUAAUUCACAGUUUUGACAGAAGCAAAACCCAGACAAUGUCUUUGACAACCAAGAGAUUUACCUGGAGAUGUAGACAAGACAGUGUCCUGAAGCCUGUCUCUCAUUGAUUUAGCAGUUUUACCCACAUUUGCUUUGAGCAAAGUCUUUGAUGAUUUACACAGAGAUCUCUUGGGGCCGUAGAUCUUGGGAGAGAAGGACAGAUUUGGCGUAACACCUUCAGAGAGGGAAACAGAAAAACCAGCCUGACCCUGGGAUGCUGUGUCACCAGACACACCUGAUGGAGGCCGAGGAACAGGAGGAAGACUCCAGCUCCCUCUCAAAUGACAAAUCCGAGACUAACUCACGUCACUGCCUCCGCUAUGUGCCCCUUGGGAUAGCCUUUCUUGUGCUGGCUGGAGCUGCUGCAGCAACCUGGUAUUUCCUAGAUUACAGACCAUGGCACCUGGAGCCAUCCAUCCUGCAGUUUUACUGUGGCAGCCUCCAGGUCCUGAACCGCCGGUACUCCCCGGACCUUGGGCAGGUGGAGUCCAGAGCCUUCUGGGUAGAGUCAGCUAAGCUCCAGAACAUGCUGAAGGAAUUGAUUUGUGCCACAGAGCUGGGUCGGUACUACAAUUCGAGCACAGUGUAUGCCUUUGGGGAGGGAGCUCUGACCUUCUUCUUCUGGUUCACCCUCCAAAUCCCUGAGAGUCAGCAGAAGGAGGCAACUGCUGAGAGGGUAAACACAGUGCUCCACCAAGAGCUCUCCACCAGCUUCAACAGCUCGGGCAGCCUGUCCUAUCAGACGGAGUACAGGGUCAACCCAGACUCUCUGGUUCUCCUGGAGUCCAGUGUGAAAGACAUAAUAGUACUGAAAUCCACUCUGGGUUGCUACAGGUACAACUAUGUCCAGGAGGAUGACAUCCUAAGGCUGGAGGGCCCUGAUUACCUGGCCUCCAGUUGUCUUUGGCACCUCCAUGGCCUCAAGGGCUACAUGAUCAAGCUACGCCUGGAGUGGACUCUGCCUGAUUGUAGGGACCGCCUGGCAAUGUACGAUGCAGCUGGGCCCCUGGAGAAACACCUCAUCACCUCGAUCUACGGCUGCAGCCGGCAGGAGCCCAUCGUGGAAGUCCUUUCAUCUGGCCCUGUCAUGUCCAUUGUGUGGAAGAAAGCCAUGUACAGCUACUAUGACCCCUUCAUCCUCUCAGCACAGGCGGUGCCCCUCGAAGCUUGUGAAGUGAACAUAACUCUGCGGGAGAGCCUGGAGCUGCAGGGAAAGAUCGGCACCCCACACCACCCCAGCUACUACUCGCCCAACACGCAGUGCACCUGGCACAUGAUGGUCCCAUCCCUCGACUAUGGGGUCACCCUCUGGUUCGAUGCCUACGCACUCAGCAGACAGAAGCACGACCUGCCCUGUACACAAGGCCAGUGGAUAAUCCAGAACAGAAGGUUGUGUGGCCUGCGGACCCUGCAAGCCUAUGCUGAGAGGAUCCCAGUCACAUCUUCUGCUGACAUCACCAUCACCUUCACCUCGCAGAUCUCCUUAACCGGCCCUGGCGUACAGGCAACUUACAGCCUGUACAAGCAAUCUGACCCCUGUCCUGGGGAGUUUCUGUGUUUGGUGAACGGUUUGUGUGUCCCAGCCUGUGACGGGAUCAAAGAUUGCCCCAAUGGGCUGGAUGAGAGAAACUGUGUGUGCCCUGCAAAGUUCCAGUGCCGUGAGGACAGCACUUGCAUCGAGUUCAGCAGGGUCUGCAACCAGCAGCUGGACUGUGUCAACGGGAGUGAUGAGGAGCACUGCAGUGGAGGGGUCCCCUGUGGUCCUUUCACUUACCGCUGUGAAGAUGGAACCUGUGUGAAGAAACCCAACCCCCUGUGUGACACCACUGCAGACUGCAAGGACCUGUCUGAUGAGAAUCACUGUGACUGUGGGAUGCAAGCCCCCCUCAACAGGAUUGUGGGUGGUAUGAAUUCUGUGGAAGGAGAAUGGCCAUGGCAGGCCAGCCUGCAAGUUCGGGGCCGCCACAUUUGUGGGGGAACACUCAUUGCUGACCGCUGGGUGGUCUCAGCUGCGCACUGCUUCCAGGAUGAGAGGCUGGCCUCCCCCUCCAUCUGGACCGUCUACUUGGGCAAAUACUUGCAAAAUGCCACCGGCCAUACAGAGGUGUCCUUCAAAGUUAUCCAUCUCUUCCUCCACCCUUAUUACGAGGAGGACAGCCAUGAUUAUGAUGUGGCCCUGCUCCAGCUGGAUCAUCCUGUGAUCAUCUCACCCUUAAUCCAGCCCAUCUGCUUGCCUGCUCCUUCUCACAUCUUCGAGCCUGGCCUUCAUUGCUGGAUCACUGGCUGGGGAGCCCUCAAGGAAGGCGGGCACAUCAGCAAUGUUCUGCAGAAGGUGGAUGUGCAGCUCAUCCAGCAGAACAUCUGCAGUGAGGCUUAUCACUACAUGAUUACUCCCAGGAUGCUGUGUGCUGGGUACUACCAGGGCAAGAAGGAUGCCUGCCAGGGUGAUUCCGGAGGUCCACUGGCCUGCCAAGAACCCAGUGGCAGAUGGUUUCUGGCUGGUUUGGUCAGCUGGGGAAUGGGAUGUGCACGUGCAAAUCACUAUGGAGUAUACACCAGGAUCACUCAAGUCCUGGGCUGGAUGAACCAAACCAUGAGCUGAGAAAAGUGCAUCUGUCUUCUCACCAUCACACCUACACUCACAUGGCACUCAUUCCUGAUCUUGCUCACUUGCCUCUCAGAGAAAGAGAGUGUGGGAUGUUGUCAGACCCAGGAUGUUCUUCUGGGGUAAAAAAGGCUGCUGCAGGGAUUGUAGAGAAAAAGCAGGCCGACCCUCUUCUACAUUAGUGCUUCCCAGGGAGCAUCCCAAGGGGUUUUUAGGCCAUCCAUCCAAAACGGGGGAGAAGGAAGGCAGGUGGGGGAGUUGAGGGCAAUGACAUGAUACACAGCAAUAGUCCCAAGCUGAUGGUUUCUGAGAAGAGGAAUAAGGGGAGUUGAACUUUCCAUGAACCAUGUGAUUCAGCCACAGUCUUAUGCUGGAACAUUUGCUGAAAGAAAAUGUGACUGAUGUAGUUAGAGAUUCCAGUAACUGUGAAAUCAAUCUGCCUCCCUCUUCCUUCCUGCUGCUUAUCCUUCUCCCCCUUCCCCUCCCAUCACUCCUCCUCUUCCAUCUCCCUAAUUGCUUCUUUUCUUAGUUGGCGUGUGCUGUUCAGUGUGCUGUUCAGUUCAGCCAGGCAACUCUUCACGUCUCACUGACUCCCAGGCAUGAGUCCAGCAUCGCACCCCCAAGCACGUGUCCUGCCUCCCUGCUGCACUUCCCCCAGGAAAAAUGCUGGAGCAGACUCCCAACCCCUUCCCUCAGCCCUUAAAUGUUAAAUACCUUUAACAUCAGGGAGUCUCAACCUCUUCCAUCUCCUACCUCAGGUAAUCCAGGAGGUGAAGGAGAAGGCUUCAGGGCACAGGGCUUAAACUGCAACUGCUGCGGGUGUGGGUUUUUUUAACUAAAGAUAUACGUGUGUGUGUGUGUGUGUGUGUGUA